UACCGCCUCGCUUUCUCUCUCUCUCCCCUUCUCUCUCGUAUACCUGUUCGACUCUGUAGUUCCCUCUUUCUUUCUCUACCUCACCCAAUACUCCCCUCUUCUCUCUCUCGCCCGUCACCUGGCGACUCUCGCUUUGUCUCUCUCCCUCUCCCACUACGCCCGUAUCUCCCUCUCUCCUUCUCUCGCCCCGCGCUGUUACGACCGGCGGCCAUGCUGAAUCUCCCGCUCGCCUUCAGUGUUGAAGCAACUUCGUCGAAGGAAGGAACGCCGCGUGACUCAAGAAAAAUAAUGACGACGGCGCACUGCGGCGCCGCGGCGCUGCUACUUAUCGUCUGCCUGGCCGGCGCUACUCCGUAUUCCAAGUAUGGGAGGUCCUGCAAGGACAUUGGCUGUCUCAGCAACGAGGUUUGCAUAAUGGCGGAGGACCCCUGCACAUUGUACUCUCAGAACCAGUGCGGACGUUAUCCUACCUGCAAGAAGAUGUCCCAAGCCGGAGCGCUCAGCUGCACGACGAUGAUCUGUCCCAGCGGGCAGUACUGCAAGACUGAGGACGGAAAGCCGACUUGCGUAAACCAAGUACCCAAUUCAGUCUACGACCUGUUCGCAGAGUACGUCGACGUCGAGAACAGGAUCCUCCGCAAACGGCAGAGCGAGCCGGAGGGAAUCGUGGUCACAGGGACUUUGGAGACGUCGAAGAAGUCCGAUUAUCCUGCGGGAUCGGGGUACCCAUCCAGCGGAAGCUCGUCUUCUGGAUACCCCAAGUCGUCAGGGUAUCCUGCUGGUGGGAGCUCGUCUUCUGGCUACCCCAAGUCGUCAGGGUAUCCUGCGGGAUCGGGAUACCCCAGUAGCUCGCGCUCCUCGUCUGGAUAUCCUGGAAGUGGAUCUUCUGGCUAUCCUGGCUAUCCCUCGACGGAGGCCAGCGCGAAGAAGGCUUCGGCCAGCUCUGUGAACUCUGGGUACCCUGGCUCUGGGUCAUCGGGUUAUCCUGGUUCUGGAUCGUCGGGCUAUCCUGGUUCUGGAUCAUCGGGCUAUCCUGGGUCGAAGUCAUCUGGCUAUCCUGGUUCUGGAUCGUCAGGCUAUCCCAGUUCAGGAUCAUCGGGCUAUCCAGGAUAUCCCAGUAACGAGCCUGCCAUGAGUCGAAGCAGCGCAUCGAGGACCAAUGCUGGGUAUCCGAGUCAGGGACAACCUGCUCCCGGUAAUUAUCCAAACCAAUAUGGAUACCAGGGAUACCAGAAUCCUGGAUAUGGUCAGUACCCAGGGAACUAUCCUCCACCUCCUCAAGGUGGAUAUCCUCCUGCCGGUGGGUACUACAAUCCCAAUUACCCCGGGUAUCAGAACCCGAAUGUCCCUCCGCCCACCAAGAAGCCCAGUAUCAGCGACCAGCUGACCAGCUUCGCCAGGAACCUUGCCCAGCAGGUCAUUACGCAAACUGUCCUGGACAGGGUAACGGGUAAGUCCAAGAACUAGUCCUCGGGAUAACGCCAUGUCGUAUAGAUUCAUUGUCGUACCUUAGAGGUGAAAAUAAAAAUCCUUGAAUGCGCUGGGAGGAAUCCGGAGACCGAUGCAGGAUGUCAAAUCUCCUCUCCCAAUUAGCCAAUGAAUUAUUAUAGAACAAUUAUUAUAUCCAUAAAACAUUUGUUUAGUUGGUAUAUGUCCACGGAUCCGUUUCCUUUA
Messenger RNA from Orussus abietinus, 1674 nucleotides. It is a transcript of the gene Mnr, whose product is annotated as prisilkin-39. Lineage: Eukaryota; Metazoa; Arthropoda; Insecta; Hymenoptera; Orussidae. Bases 211 to 1467 code for a protein of 418 amino acids. The transcript is spliced from 5 exons. The record is from RefSeq and is a predicted model, not a curated record.